Molecule: messenger RNA, 381 nt
Organism: Ostertagia ostertagi
Lineage: Eukaryota; Metazoa; Nematoda; Chromadorea; Rhabditida; Trichostrongylidae
Source: the annotation of a GenBank genome assembly
AUGAAUCAACUGAUUGCUAAACGUUUGCUUUUUUCUUCUUGCGCUGUCUUAUGUGGCAAGGUGACAGUAUCUUUUGGUGAUGACUAUGGAGUGGCCAGUGAAGAGAAAGAUCUCGAUGGUGGUCCUUUGUCUGAGUCAACAAAAUCGGCGGUGCAAACGGAAAAACCGCAGUCCCCUAAUACUCAAGGAGAAACGGCGCCUGCAAGUCAGACGGAUAAGGUUUCUGAAAUGGUUGAUCUCCUCAUUGAAAGAAGUAAAAAACAGCUGCCGGUAGAAGAACAGCCAGCUAUCUCUCUCCCUUGGCAGGAGGUAUUACCCGACAGCAACAAUGCACAGCAGGAGUGCGCCGAAGAUGACCAAGAGGAUGAAUAUCUUGAUUAG